GUUUGCGGGCCUUGGAGCUGGUCUUGCUUGGGGUACACUUCAAGAAUCUGCCAAGAGGCUUGUUUUUGGUACACCAAACUUGCAAGGGAAUCAAUCGGCUCUAUCCCCCUAUCUAUCUGAGAAAAAUGCAGAACGUCUCGCUCUUGCAUUAUGUAGAAUGCGUGGAGCAGCUUUAAAAUUGGGGCAGAUGUUGAGCAUCCAAGAUGAAUCUGUGGUUCCAGCUCCGAUCUUAGCUGCUUUGGACAUUGUCCGUCAAGGUGCAGAUGUUAUGCCGAGGAGUCAGCUUAAUCAAGUGUUGGGCAGUGAAUUAGGUCAAGAUUGGUCAUCGAAGUUGAAGAGUUUUGAUUAUGAGCCGAUGGCAGCAGCAAGUAUUGGACAGGUCCAUCGGGCUGUCACAAAGGACGGCAUGGAUGUUGCUAUGAAAAUACAGUACCCAGGUGUUGCUGAUAGCAUUGAGAGUGAUAUUGAUAAUGUGAAACUUCUAUUAGGUUACACAAAUCUAAUACCAGAAGGGCUGUACCUUGAAAAUGCUAUGAAGGUGGCCAAAGAAGAACUCUCUCGUGAAUGCGACUAUGAGCUGGAAGCGAAGAGUCAAAAAAGAUUUGGCAUUCUAUUAUCUGGCGCGAAGGGAUUCUAUGUUCCAGUGGUCAUAGAUGAUUUGUCAAGUAAACGAGUACUGACUUCAGAACUUGUCCCUGGAAUUCCAAUUGACAAGGUGGCGUUACUGGAUCAAGAGACUCGAAACUACGUCGGAAGGAAAUUGCUCGAGCUUACUCUGAUGGAGUUGUUUGUUUUUCGUUUCAUGCAGACCGAUCCUAAUUGGAGCAAUUUCCUCUAUGAUGAGUCUGAAAGAAUAAUCAAUCUCAUUGACUUUGGAGCAGCUCGGGACUACCCCAAACCUUUUGUGGAUGAUUAUUUGAGAAUGGUUUUUGCUUGCGCAAACAAUGACCGGGAAGCUAUAAUAAAGUUGUCUCAGAGGCUUGGUUUCCUCACAGGAGAAGAAUCUGAAAUAAUGAUGGAGACACAUGUCCAGGCAGGUUUUGUUGUGGGGUUGCCAUUUUCAAAGCUUGGAGGCUAUGAUUUUCGAGCUAACAAUAUUACCCAAAGCAUUUCAAAUCUAGGCGCUACAAUGCUGAGGCACAGGCUGACACCGCCACCUGAGGAAGCUUAUAGUCUUCACCGUAAACUUUCUGGAGCUUUCCUUGCUUGCAUAAAGCUCGGGGCUGUUGUGCCGUGCAGGGAGCUCUUACUUGAAGUGUACGAGAAAUAUGAAUUUGGCGAAUAUGGUAACGAAAAAUUGGCAAGUGGAUCAGGGUGAUGAUGGAGAUCCUUCUUCCGCAUUGUAACUUGUCCUGCGGGUUCAAGAAUGAGGCAGAGAGUCCUUAAGAACGAGAAAGUCGACUAACAUGGUUUGGAAUGCAAUUGAAUGGCAGUGCCUGCAGCUCUAUUUGUGAUCGCAUUGGCUAUGCCUCCAUUUAGUGCAGUCUAUUUUUACACAAAGUCAUGAGUGACAUACAUCGAUUUAUGGUCCUUCCAGCACAACUUGCUGAAGUUCUGUUCCUGCUUUUCAGGAACUGAGGAAAUCUUUUUCUGAAUAAUACAAUUUGAAAGGGGAACAUAUACAAAUGUGAGGUCUAUGGAGUUGCUAUAGGAAACUUUUAAGAGAAUAAGAUUGAAAAUGUGCUGUGUAAUUUUAGGCAUAUCUAUCUUCAGUAAAAGCGCUAUCUUCAGUAAAAGCGCUGUUAAUUGAAUUUGCACGUAAAACAUAAAGUAGUGUGAGAUUCUGUUUAGUUUCUUAAAUA
Molecule: messenger RNA, 1802 nt
Organism: Nicotiana attenuata
Lineage: Eukaryota; Viridiplantae; Streptophyta; Magnoliopsida; Solanales; Solanaceae
Product: protein ABC transporter 1, mitochondrial
Biological process (GO): ubiquinone biosynthetic process
Molecular function (GO): kinase activity
Source: RefSeq, a predicted model, not a curated record